AUGAGUUUCCGCGAAAAUUUGCACGACCAAUUCGAACUAGUUCACAAUCAUUGUCUACACAGGCGGAAGGGAGGAGAAGAAUUCAUUCAGCUGCUUAAAGAAAGGGCACAGCAUGAAGAGUCAUAUGCAAGAGGUUUGGAGCGAUUAGGAAAUCAUCCAUAUUUUGUGACCAGCCAAGGCACCUUGUCUCACGCUAUCUCAGCAAUGAAAAAUGAUAACCUGAAUAAGGCCAUGCAAGCUAAAAUACUAGCAGAAAGCAUUACCAAUGACUUGGUCGAGCCUUUUAAAGAACUUUUAAGAAAUCAAGGAAAUACCCUUAAAAAAGCAAGUGCAGAAGGGAAAAAACUUGAAAAGGACAAAGCAAUGCUAAAGGAAAGAGUUGAAAAAUCUAAAGGGAGGUAUGUCAGAGCAUGCAUGGAAUGCGAGCAGCUCACAAUUUUGCUUGAGCAGCCAAUCCCUCAAGUGAAAAGGGAAAAACUCGUACAAAGAUUGAUUCUGAGCAAGAAAGAAGUAGAAGACAGCAUGAAGCAGAACAUUGAGGCUGUCAAUGCUUAUAAUUCCUAUCAAACCCGUUAUUGUGAUAUGAUGGCUAUGAUUCUUGAAAUUUAUCAAAAGCAAGAAGAGCAGAGGUUGGAAGCUAUGAAGGACUCUCUGAGGAAACUGGUAGUUUACGAGACUAGCUGCUUAAGGAAUCUACAGUAUGAUAUUGAUAAUUUGGCUCAUUCCAUGGAAAGUGUUAAUAUUCAAGCUGACAUCAACCAAUUCAUUGAUGAAAACACUUCAAAUAAUCCUAAAAUGAUCUUAUUAGAAUUUGAGCCUUACCAAGGAACUCAUCCAUCAUUUAAAGAAGUAAAGCAUAAUGCACCCAUUGUGACGAUUCCACAUAGCAUCACCACCAGCGACUCUCAAGCUUUAAAUGCUCUACAAGACGUGUACAAGUCCGAAAUCAGCAAUAUUUUACAGAAAACCUGAAACGCGGAGAAUCUUUCGCCAGAAGAGUUCCAUCAAUUUAGAAAUAUAAUCAAAGAUCCUUCUGCAAGACAAUGUUUUACUUCUGUUCUCGGCCAGAAAAAGACACAAGGAGAUGUCUCUCUCAGUGAAAAAAGCUUCGAACAGAUGGGAGAACUUCUACUAGUAGUCCUCAACGAAUGUGCCUUAACCACUGAUAUAAGAACCUCCAGAAACCUCAUCCAGCUUUCACAAGUUUUCCGCAAAGCCCAAGGAUCACCAAACGCCCCGCUUGAGUAUUUGCAAAAUCUUAUUAUUUCGCAUUCUAUAUGAGCAAGUAUGGAGUUCUGGGAAGGAAUUAUUCAGUCUGCGAUUGAUGAAGAUAUACAGAGUCAUGAAGUGUACGGUCUUCAUGAAAAUGAAACUCAGGAAUCAAUUGAAAAUCGCAUUAAAAAUAUCGUGUUUUGUCAGCUGGGGGUGUUUGGAAAUACUAUGCUAACUUUUCAGGUUGACACUAUGUAUGCAGCUGAGCUGGUGUCGAAAUAUGCGUGCAAGUACCAGUUGAGCUCAGAAGAUAUGGACACCUUGAUGGCAACGAUUGAUAAAAAAUUUUCUGCGAAGACAGAUAAAGAAGAAGAGGUCGUCCAGGAGGUCCAGAGGGGUGUGCCAAAAUGGCUACAUGAACUGGAAGGGGCAACUGCAACUAUGAAUAAGAGGAUAAAGAAAGAUAAUAAAGUUAAUGAAGAAAGUAAAACAGAGGAGCAUGAAAACCCUGAAGAAACGUACAAACAAGCUGAAAAUCCUGAAGAAACAAAUAAAACUGAAGAAAUAAAAGAAAGUGAUUCGCUUGAAAUAGUUAGGGAGGAGGUAAGCAAAGAGGAGAUAGAAAAAGAGGCUGAGCAAGAGCCAUAA
Blepharisma stoltei is the source of this 1860-nucleotide messenger RNA. Lineage: Eukaryota; Ciliophora; Heterotrichea; Heterotrichida; Blepharismidae. The record is from the annotation of a GenBank genome assembly.